Molecule: messenger RNA, 3003 nt
Organism: Colletotrichum chrysophilum
Lineage: Eukaryota; Fungi; Ascomycota; Sordariomycetes; Glomerellales; Glomerellaceae
Exons: 1
Coding region: 1-3003 (1000 amino acids)
Biological process (GO): regulation of mitotic cell cycle; mitotic spindle organization
Cellular component (GO): mitotic spindle
Molecular function (GO): protein binding
Source: RefSeq, a predicted model, not a curated record
AUGAGCGCAACUCCCCAGAACCGGCUCAAAUUGACGCCGGGAAACUCCCCAUACCUCCAGCGCCCGCCUCGAUCCCCCCUCCGAGGUCGCCUGCCCCACGAGUCCCGCCUCUCUCUCAAGCGAGUUGUCGGCACAACCUGCGCCUCGCCCACCGGCUUCGAUACUGUAAACUCCUCCUUUGCCUACAUCGCAGGCGGCGCUGUAGUCGUCGUCGAUGUCGACGGUGAACAGUAUGCCCAGCGCUUCUACCGAGCCCGCCCAACUGCCUCAGCCGUCCAUGGUUGCACACCGCUGUCCCACGGCUCGCCUUCUUCUUCCACGCCAAAGGCAAACGACAGCAGGAACAGGGUCGCAAGGGAGCCUGCCGACUGGUCUGUCUCCCCGACGUCUUCGAACACAUGGACAAGUCGUGAGCGCAUCAAGGCCGCGACGUGCUUGGCGCUGAGCCGCGAUGGGAGGUACUUGGCUGUAGGAGAGACUGGAUAUGCGCCGCGGGUGCUCAUCUUCAACUUGGAGGACUCGUCUUCCGACGUGCCGCUAGUGUCAAUCAGUGAGCAUGGGUUUGGUGUCAAUGCCGUCGCAUGGUCUUCUGACACCCGCUGGCUGGCUUCUCUAGGCGCCUCAACCGACGGCUUCCUCUUCAUCUGGAGGAUCGAUCCUCGUGCAGGUGCAGCCAAGCUGUACCAGCAGAACAAGUGCACAUCUACCAUCAAGGGAAUGGUGUGGAUGGGUAACAACCUUGUCACACUUGGUGUAAGACACAUCAAGAUUUGGCGGGUAGAGGAGGCGGCCACUUCACCGUUGAAAACCAAAUUCAGCGAGGUCAGUUCGACGCCCCAACCGCCACAGAAAACCCUUAAUGGCCGUAACGUACUGCUUGGGUCGCUAUUGGAGGCCACUUUCACCUGCGCGGCGGUGGUCGACGAGACGAACAUUAUUAUCUGCUCCGAGGCUGGCGACAUCUGCAUGGUGGAAGACGACGGGAAGCAGUCGAAGCUUGUUCGGUCCUUCAAUGUGGAUUUUCCAGUUACAUCGAUUACCAUCAGGCAUGCAACCGCCUACGUAUCGGGAAAGGGAGGCGAAUUUGCGACGCUGAGCAUAAGAGCGGUUCUAGACAGUCUCCCGGACGCUGUACUUUCCAAAAGCACCGCACCGGCUGGCUUGACUGCGAUGGGUUUCCUGACGGAAAACCUUGUCACAAUUGACGAAAAACACUCCAUUGAUAUUUGGAGCUCGAGCUACCUUCCUGGACAGACCGAAGAGGAUCCAUCGCACAUCCCUAUUCCUGGCCACCAGGACCCGAUUCUGGGAAUUCAAGCCAUGCCAAAGCCCAACGAUCAGGGUGCGGACUUCUUUACUUGGUCCGCAUCUGGGACCGUUAUCUUCUGGGACAUGAAAGGCAAGGUCAAGUUCUCACUUGAAGUUCCCAUUGAACAGGUGAUCCCUGAGGUUGGGAUGGACCCGGUCGGAAACCAACUCAGCGUGGUUCGGGCCAGCAGGGCUGGGAAGAUGCUUGCAGCCGCCGACAGGUUUGGAGUGCUCAGGAUCAUAGACUUGGCAACUCAGGAAUGUCUUCUCGAGACCAAGGCCCAUUCCUCAGACUGCCAAAACAUCAGUAUCUACGAAGAUGACUCCAAGUUCCUGUUGGCGACUUGCGGUAGGGAUCGCACAGCCCAGUUAUUCCAUCGCCUCUCGACAGGAGAGUUCCAGCAUGUCCAGACGCUCGAGUUCGCGGCCAAGGUCGUGCAGACCUUGAUCCCCUCCGAAGACCGCAUUCUCACUUGUUCCAUGGACAGAACUCUACAAGUUCAUGACAUCGUCUGCAAAGAGGGAGAGCCUGAGGAGAUCGCUGCUCUCUCGGCGCGCACCGUCACUCUCAAAGCAUCGCCCACAUCAUUUGCCCUCAGCCAAGACGAAAAGACUGCAUUUGUCUCCAUGCUUGACCGGUCGAUAUGUCAUUACGAUCUUUCCAGCGGCAAGCUCCUAAAUUCCUUCAAAUGCCUCGACGAGGGGCAAUCGGAGACUGCAAUCAUGGAUUCUCUCAUCUAUAGCCAGUCCUCAGGCAAAGACGGCAAUUUCCUGCUGGGCAUAUCCAACACAGACAAGUCUGUGCGCGUCUAUGAUGCUCAGUCGGGUCAUUUUCUGGACAGAGAAUGGGGCCACACCGAGUCUAUCAGUGGUGUAGCUUUGACCGAGGAUGAUGGUGGCAAUCAGAGAGUGAUCAGCGUCGGACUUGACGGCACCGUCAUGGUCUGGGGGAUGGAGGAAGACGCCUCACCCGCAUCCGGUAGCCGAGAUCCGUCGCCAAUGAAGGAUGCAUCGACAUCUUCCAGGCCACCGUUGAGACGCGUGCUCUCUAAGGCGGAGCUGGCUGAAUUCCAGCGACCAUCUUCCGCCAACGGUGGACGUCGAUCACCGAGAAGUGUUCAACGCCGGACGUCACGUUAUGCGCUGAAUACGAGCGUCAGCACGCCAAAAGGCGUGGCAAACAGCCCGUCUAUCGCUGAGGAUACGCCUUCUCGUCGAUCAUCGGGAAGUGGUAGUCCACCAGUGAGCCCGAAGUCAAGGGCAUCCAGGCGUCCCUCGCUGCCGUCUCUGGGCCUGCCGCCAAAGAAGAGCUCGCCUAACCUGCGUGGAUUUGGCAGCCUUGGCAUGGCCACAGAACAAGCUUGUCGCACGCUGAGGGCGUAUAGAAAGAAGCUCUCUUCGACAGAGCCCCUGAGCCAAGACUCUCUGACUGAGCUCGACCAAGAGCUCCGCAUGACCGCCGCUGCUCUUGGCGACCGAGCUAUCAGAACCCACGACACCGCUCUUAUCAGCGGUCUAUUAGAUCAGUACGAGGAGCGUCUGGCUUCGAUGCUGGACGAGAAGCUCCGGCGGACUUUCCAAGACAAGGAGAUCCGAGACGUACAAACUCCCACCGAGGAGCGCGAGAUCGAAAUGGUGCUCGACCGACCCAGCACAGCUGGAGGCGAGACCAUUUCGACCGCAUCACUAUCUUAA